Messenger RNA from Lepidothrix coronata (blue-crowned manakin), 939 nucleotides. RefSeq names its product glycine-rich cell wall structural protein 1-like. The record is from RefSeq and is a predicted model, not a curated record. The annotation marks the transcript as partial. The transcript is spliced from 3 exons. NCBI's taxonomy places the organism in Eukaryota, Metazoa, Chordata, Aves, Passeriformes, Pipridae.
CUUAUGGAAUGGAUGGUUUCCCAGCUGGAGCAGGUGCUGCUGGUGCAGGGGGAGGUGGGGGUCCCUAUGGAAAGGAUGGUCUCCCAGUGGGAGCAGGGGUUGGUGGGGCUGGUGCUGCUGGUGCAGGGGGAUUUGGGGCUUCCUAUGGAAAGGAUGGUCUCCCAGCUGGAGCAGGAGUUGGUGGGGCUGGUGUAGGGGGAUUUGAGGCUCCCUAUGGAAAGAAUGGUCUCCCAGUGGGAGCAGGUUUUGGUGCUGCUGGUGUAGCUGGUGCAGGGGGAGUUGGAGCUCUCUCUGGUGUCCCUGGUGGUGCCGGUGUAGCUGGUGCAGGGGGAAUUGGGGCUCCCUAUGGAAAGGAUGGUGUCCUGGCUGGACCAAGCAUUGGUGGAGCUCCAGGUGGUGGUGUGGGAGGUGUUGGAGCUCCAUAUGGAAUUGGUGGUUUCCCAGUUGGAGCAGGUGCUGCUGGUGCAGGGGGAGUUGGAUCUCCAUAUGGAAAGGAUGGUCUCCCAGCUGGAGCUGGUAUUGGUGGUGCUGGUGCAGGGGGAGUUGCAGCUCCCUUUGGAAAGGAUGGUCUUCCAGUUGGAGCUGGUGUUGGUGGUGCUGGUGUUGGUGGUGCUGAUGUAGGGGCAUUUGGGUCUCCCUAUGGAAAGGAUGGUCUUCCAGCUGGGGCUGGUGCUGGUGGUGCUGGUGGUGCUGGUGGUGCUGGUGCAGGGGGAGUUGGUUCUCCCUAUGGAAUAGAUGGUCUUCUAGCUGGGGCUGGUGGUGCUGGUGGGGCUGGUGUAGCUGGUGCAGGGGGAGUUGGGGCUCCCUAUGGGAAGGAUGGUGUCCCAGCUGGAGCUGGUGUUGGUGGUGGUGCUGGUGGUGCAGGAGGAAUUGUGUCUCCCUCUGGAAAGGAUGGUGUCCCAGCUGAUGCAGGAGUUGUGUCUCCCUCUGGAAAGGAUG